UUUCCACGGCCAACGAAUACGCCUGCAAGGGGCUGGAUAAACUGGAGGAGAAGCUGCCCAUCCUGCAGCAGCCCACGGAAAAGCUCAUCUCGGACACAAAGCAGCUGGUGACUUCCACUGUGACGGGGGCCAAGGAUGUUCUCACCAGCACCAUGGCUGGGGCCAAGGAUGCGGUGACCAGCCGGGUAACGGGUGUGAUGGAUAUGACCAAAGGGGCCGUGCAGGGCAGCAUGGAGCUGACCAAGUCUGCGGUGACCAGCGGCGUCAACACGGUCAUGGGCUCGACUGUGGGCCAGAUGGUGGUGAGCGGGGUGGGCUCUGUGCUGGAGAAGUCGGAGGAGCUGGUGGAUCACUACCUGCCCAUGACGGACGAGGAGCUGGCCCAGCUGGCCCCAGCAGUGGAAGGCUUUGAAACGGACCAGCAGAAGCAGCAGCAGAGCUACUUUGUGCGCCUGGGCUCGCUCUCCACCAAGCUGCGGCACCGUGCCCUCCAGCACUCGCUGGGCAAGCUGCAGAGCGCCCGCCAGAGCAGCCAGGACGUGCUGGCCCAGCUCCAGCGCACCCUGGACCUGGUGGAGCACCUCAAGCAGGGCAUGGACCAGAAGCUGCAGGGAGGCCAGGAGAAGCUGCAGCAGAUGUGGCUGGAGUGGAGCAAGAAGCAGCCAGGAGGUGGCAAGGACCUGGUGCAACCGGAGCAGGUGGAGUCAGGCACCCUGGCUGUGCUGCAUGGCUUGACGCAGCAGCUCCAGAGCACGUGCCAGCCCCUGGUGUCCAGCCUGCAGGGCCUCCCAGCUGGCAUCCAGGACAAGGCGGGCCAGGUCCGGCAGAACGUCGAGGAGCUCCGGGCCGCCCUCGCCAACGUCGCCUCCUUCCAGGAUGUGACGGGUAGCGUGCUGGCCCAGGCCCGGAGUCGUGCAGCCAAGGCCCGCGAGCUCAUGGAUGAGCUGGUGGAGCACGUGGCCCACAACACCACCCUGUCCUGGCUCGUGGGGCCCUUCGCCCCCCCGGGCCAGCGCCUGGUGGAUAUGGAGAUAUCCAAGUAGCAGCUGCUGCCUCCGGGCCGGGCUUAUAUCUGCCCUGC
Struthio camelus australis is the source of this 1081-nucleotide messenger RNA. The record is from RefSeq and is a predicted model, not a curated record. NCBI's taxonomy places the organism in Eukaryota, Metazoa, Chordata, Aves, Struthioniformes, Struthionidae.